CGGUUUUAAUAACAUACCCCACCCUUGUAUAGACACAUAUACUACUUCCAUACAGUAUAAACAUUUAAAUCAAUUUAAGUAUUAUCAACAUAUCGGAGUACCAUUAUCAUCAUAAGAUAAAGCUAUCACAGAGAACGCCUACGUUCUACUAUUGUGUUAAUGUUUGUAUUCGCCGAACAACACCAGGAAAGAUGACAACUCCCAUACAAGAAGAUGAGAUGAAAACCUUGCAGAAAUGGAUUGGAGGCAAGGUAAAAUUCACUCUGCUAUACAAAAUCAGCCGAGAUGGAUGUGACGCCUGGACUUUCCACACCAAGUGUGACUGUAAGGGUCCGACCGUAACCGUCAUCUACAACACCAAAAACACCGUGUACGGGGGAUAUACCUCAAAAAGCUGGCUGGGUGCUGGGAGUGCACAUUAUGUUUAUGAUCCAAAGGCAUUUUUAUUUCAACUGAGAUAUAAUGGAAAACGUGUAGACAAAAAAUAUUCAAUCAAAACAGGUGAAUAUGGAAAUGCCAUUCAUUGUUGUCAUAACGUUGGUCCCGUGUUUGGAGGUGGACCUGAUAUGCCUCACAUUGCUGCAAACAUUGAUCCUGCGAACGGCGUUUUCACUUUGAAAAGCUGUACACUAAACAAAACAUAUGAUAUGAAAGGGGAUGACCUCUCGGCAUUUUCUGACGAUAUUUUAGAAGUGAGAGAUUUGGAAGUAUAUAGAGUUGACGAAGGGAUGUUUGAACCCGGACUUAAUACUUGGCGAGCCAGCCCGGAGUGGGACAAUAAGUACUUGCAAAGCUUAAGAAAAGAAGUCGAGGAAUACUGCCCACUGGAAGAAACGUGUGUUGAUCAAGUGAAGGUUCUUCUCGUCGGACAAGUUGGAGCGGGGAAAUCCAGCUUUUUCAACACGAUUAACUCAAUAUUCAAAGGUGCUGUGACAAGCCAAGCUAGCUCCGGAUCUACGGAUAGGAGUCUUACAACAAAGCUACGGAUGUACCAGGUGCGGAAAGGUAGAUCCGGGCGACCAUUAAACUUCCGGUUGUGUGACACAAAAGGACUGGAAAAGGACGACGGUAUAGAUCCACAGGAAUUCUGCUAUAUGUUAGAUGGAAACAUGCCAGACAAGUACACGUUUAAUGCAGCCUCCUUGUUAAGUCCUGACACCAUUGGCUUCAACAAGACCCCCUCCUCCAAGGACAAGAUCCAUGUAGUGGCUAUCGUCGUUGAUGCAACAAGUGUAGAUGUAUUGCCGGAAGAGAUAAUACAAAAAAUAAAAACUUUACAAGUGAAAAUUAACCAAAGAGGAAUUCCACAGGUUGUUCUGAUGACGAAGAUCGAUAAGGUUUGUGAGACGUUACAGAGAGAUGUCUCCAAGACCUUCUGUAUUCCUGCUGUCGGAGAGCUUGUAGAAAAAGUAGCGCUGAUAUUCGGACUUCCACGAGCUCACAUCGUUCCUAUUAAAAAUUAUGAGAGUGAAAUGGAGCUCAAGUCCGAUAUCAACACACUUGCACUGCUGGCCUUGAGGCAAAUAUUGAAUUUCGCAGACGACUACCUGACCAACUAUCUUGAUGAGUGAUUGAAAGUUAAUUUGAAUUCAAUUCAGUUGUAUUUUGUCUAUUAAACUAUAAUACCAAAACUUCACAAUAUAACUUGAGUAUGUGAUUUCUUCUUUCCGGUCCAUUCUACCCGGGAACGUAACACAGCAUGGACAGAGCUCUUCAUGUUUAAGAACCAGUCAAACCGGUAUAGAGUAGACUGAGCCAGCUGUUGUUGUUCUGUCGUACAGAGUAAACGACUCAUUUAAUUAUCUAAAGAUCGUUUUAUAGAGAAAUAUAAGUAUAAGCAUGUUAUGGCAUGUCAAACGUUGCAAUAUUUGAAGUUUUCCAUUUGUAUUGUUUAACCUUUCAUUUACAUUGGGGUUUUUUUCAUUUGUAUUGUAUAUUUUCCACUUGUAUUCUAAAUUUUCCAUUUCUGUUGUAUAAUUUUUCAUUUGUAUUGUAUAUUUGUUUUUCAUUUGCAAUGUAUAAUUUUCCAUUUGUAUAGUAAAAAUGUGCAUUUGUAUUGUAUAAUCUUUAUUUGCAUUGUAUAAUUUUCCAUUUGUAUUGUAUCCGAGGGAGUGUUUACUUUGGUUUGCUAAAGAGGAUUUGAUUGGCGUGAAUUAUGGUUCGACACCUGUGGGAUCCGAGUUAGAAUAGGUCCUCAGUACCCCAUGUUUGUUGUAAGAGGCGACUAUAUGUAAACGGGGUGGUCAUUCGGAUGAUACUGCAAUAUCCGAGGCCCCGUGUCACAGCAAUUGUGGCACGAUAAGGAUCUCUCCCUGCUCAAAGGUUGUAAGCGUCGAAAAUCGGCCUAAAGUUUGCAGCCCUUCACCGGCGAUGGUGACGUCUCCAUAUGAGUGAAAAACUCUCAAGCGGAAAUUCAACAAUAUAUGACUAAAUAAAUUGCGGUUCCAUUGUCAAGCUUAGGAUAUAUCUCUUUCAUUACUACUGUUGACUUAUACACGUCUGUGUUAGGCCGUUCUUAACAAAGUGAUUUUGACUACGGAUUACACCAUUAACCUGAUCAAGAUAUAAGGCUCAUAGGAGGUGCGACCUGUCGACAAUGAAUGUCUACUCCUCCCAGGCACCUGAUCCCACCUCUGGUUUAUCCAGUCGUUCAUGCCCUACUCUUAUUUUUGUAUUAUCUAUAGGAGUCAUGAGAUUAAUCAAUGUACGUUAUUUUCAUUUUUUUAUAAUACAAUAGUUAACAUUACUUCCUGUUAGUUCCUUCCUAUACACAUGUGUUGGAUACAAUACUAUUUCCGCAUAGUGUAUGGAUAAACGCAUACAAUCGCUA
Ostrea edulis (European flat oyster) is the source of this 2830-nucleotide messenger RNA. Its product is annotated as interferon-induced protein 44-like. Gene Ontology annotation, molecular function: GTP binding. The record is from RefSeq and is a predicted model, not a curated record. Bases 192 to 1571 code for a protein of 459 amino acids. The transcript is spliced from 6 exons. NCBI's taxonomy places the organism in Eukaryota, Metazoa, Mollusca, Bivalvia, Ostreida, Ostreidae.